Molecule: messenger RNA, 2571 nt
Organism: Neodiprion virginianus
Lineage: Eukaryota; Metazoa; Arthropoda; Insecta; Hymenoptera; Diprionidae
Exons: 14
Coding region: 184-2409 (741 amino acids)
Biological process (GO): positive regulation of cytoplasmic translation
Cellular component (GO): cytoplasm
Molecular function (GO): mRNA binding; zinc ion binding; translation regulator activity
Source: RefSeq, a predicted model, not a curated record
AAAUUGGCGCGGCAGUACAAGUCCAAACCUUGCGCGAUUCUGUUGCAUAUUUGGCGGGUUGCGUUGCAAAAGCUCUAUCUUGUUCUACUGUCUUGUUCGGAGAAGUGCAAAUAAACGUAUUAACACAAAACUGCAUCUGUGAUAUUUAUAGGAGAUUCCCAGGAGUGGGGUACUACACGUGCGAUGACAAACAGACUAAGCGAUUCAGGGGCAAUCGGUUUCGAUGUAUUAACGAAAGACAAUUAUCGAAGUUGGCGAAUGAAAGCCGAAGCUUUGUUGAGAGUAUCUGAUCUUUGGGAUCAUGUCGACGAGGACGAAAAAUCAUCCGCGGUGGGUGAGUCAUGGAUGAAAAAAGAUGGAAUAGCUAAAUCAAAAUUGAUUUUACAUAUAAGCAGCGAGCUGCUUCUGUUGCUCGAAAAUUGCGCAACUGCGCGCGAAGUUUGGUUGAAACUUGAAAAUGUUUAUGAUAAUAGAGAUAAAGACAGCGAAGUUUCAACAGAUGAUUGUGAAGAUAACGAUGAAGAUGUCAUUAUAAAUGCUAUUGAAGAUAGUGCUGAAGACUUUUUCAACAAAAUCAACGAUUUAUCUGGGAAAAAUUUGAUGGAUUAUAAGGAAUUACUGAGCUCUACCUUCACCAAUGGUUUAUUCUCGCGAUUAAAAAAAAAUAAUGCUGGAAAUUCGCGGGAUAAAGAAAAGAUCGUAAACACUGUCAAUGAUUUUAUCGCUGUCAUUGGUAAAUUAUCCAAUAUUGAAAUAAAGAAACAACAGAAUGAAUUGGUCUCCAAGCUUAUUGAUACUUUACUUGUGAUAUUUGAUAUUGAGCCACAUAAAAAUCAUAACGAUGAAGCAAAAAGUGAUGCUGACGCAGCGGAAAUACCAUAUGAUAACAUGAACGGUGACAAGAAGAUAAAAAAAGAUGGAAUGAUGGGUCAAGAGAUUUCGUCACAGGCCUCUGAUAAUACGAAUACCGAGUUAUUCGGAGACGAUAAGACAGAUAAUGAAACAGAGGCUGAGGCGGAGACUGAGACAAGAAAUGUAUUGGAAAAAUUGGCUGAUAUCUGGAGGAAAAUGUUGCAAUCCAAAGAGCAGGUCGAUCAUGAGGAAUUUCCGUGCGAGUUGGAAAACAGAGAUUCGAUACGCUCAGUCAUGGAUUCUCAUACUCCACCGCCUACACCGAGUCUUGAAAAAACGCGCGAAUGUGAAGUGUGUCGCGAAGAAGGGCACAACAGAACGACCUGUCCAAUGAAUAAACCGGCUGCAUCCGAAUCGAUAAUUCAACCUUCCAAAGUCACCGAAAGUCCCAAGAGAUCAUAUAAGUGCGGAGUGUGUCGCGAAGAAGGGCACAACAGAACGACCUGUCCAAUGAAUAAACCGGCUGCAUCCGAAUCGAUAAUUCAACCUUCCAAAGUCACCGAAAGUCCCAAGAGAUCAUAUAAGUGCGGAGUGUGUCGCGAAGAAGGGCACAACAGAACGACCUGUCCAAUGAAUAAACCGGCUGCAUCCGAAUCGAUAAUUCAACCUUCCAAAGUCACCGAAAGUCCCAAGAGAUCAUAUAAGUGCGGAGUGUGUCGCGAAGAAGGGCACAACAGAACGACCUGUCCAAUGAAUAAACCGGCUGCAUCCGAAUCGAUAAUUCAACCUUCCAAAGUCACCGAAAGUCCCAAGAGAUCAUAUAAGUGCGGAGUGUGUCGCGAAGAAGGGCACAACAGAACGACCUGUCCAAUGAAUAAACCGGCUGCAUCCGAAUCGAUAAUUCAACCUUCCAAAGUCACCGAAAGUCCCAAGAGAUCAUAUAAGUGCGGAGUAUGUCGCGAAGAAGGGCACAACAGAACGACCUGUCCACUGAAUAAAUCAACUGCGUCCCAGUCGGUAAUUCAAGCUUUUAGAGCCACCGAAAGUCCCAAGAGAUCAUAUCAGUGCGGAGUAUGUGGCAACGAAGGACACAACAGUACGACCUGUCCAAUGAAUAAAUCAACUGCAUCCCAGUCGGUAAUUCAAGCUUUCAGAGCCACCGAAAGUCCCAAGAGAUCAUAUAAGUGCGGAAUAUGUCGCGAAGAAGGACACAACAGAACGACCUGUCCAAUGAAUGGAUCAUCCAAACCUGCUGCAUCCAGCACUUCUGCGAGAUCUUACGGAUCGGAACUAUUUGGAGGAGAAGAACACAACAGAUCAACACGCUCGCACGAUUCUGUGACAUACAGGGCUUCAACGAGAGCCACUCCUCGAUGCAGUACCUGUGGCGGUGAAGGUCACAACAGUAGAACUUGCGGCCGUCGCAGUACUUCGUCAUCGUCCUAUAACUACAUGUUCACACCAUCUCCUCCGAUGUCAUACUCUGGGGGUGGUCGCAGUUAUACGUGCGGAAAUUGCGGUGGUUCAGGACACAAUCGGAGAACAUGCCCAUACUAAUUUGCAUCACAAAGUGUCGACGUAUUUCUCAACAUUACUACAAAUAUGAAACGUGAACGAAAACGUCGACUUGUGCCUUCCAUAUUUUUCGUGAUUAUUACUUAUGUAUAACAUUUUCCGAAACAUCAAAUAAAACUAUGCCUUUGUUUUCGGUCAAGCGUA